AUGAUAUCUAGUAAAUUAUCUCGUUUAUAUCUUAGAUGCAAGGAAGCUUAAUUGUUUUAAUUGUUGAGUAAAGAGAAAUUGGAAUAAAAGGAAAGUGAUUUCUACAAGAAACUUUUAAGAUUUAAAACUUAAUUUUCUAAAUUCGUAUUACCUGUUAAAUUAAAAUCAAAAUAAGAAGUUAUAACGAAAUAAGAUUUACAAAUGAGAGUUAUUAAUAAAUAAAUACAUGUUGAUUCUUUAAAUGCUAAACCUAAUCAAAUAUUAACAAAAUAAAAUGAUCUUGAUAAUUCAUUACUAUCUUUCGAAAAACCAGGAGCAAAAUUAGGACCUUUAUAGAAAUUAAAAAAGAUUAUUUUCUAACAUCCAGAGGUUUUCUCCCUUUAAAAGUUUAGAAAUAAAUUGAAAUCCUCAAAAAAAUGGUACAAUCGAUCCAAUAGCGCCAGAAUGACACAUGCAAGAAGAUCAGUAAUGAUCAUGAAGACAAAAGAAUAGCACAUUCAAGAGUUAAAUUCAUUAAGAGAAAGGUCAAUGUCUUAAUUAAAAAAGAAUAUCAGCGAAACACAACUCAACAUAUAGGGUGUAGAUAAAGAACUAAGAAGUAAGAGUGUUAGAUUUAGACAAUUUCGAUAAAAUACUGAAUAACCAUUUUAAAUUGAAAAUAGGUACUAGAAUUUAAGCAAAUCAAUAACUAAAUUAGAUUAAACAAAAAAAAAUAUUUGA
Paramecium tetraurelia is the source of this 720-nucleotide messenger RNA. RefSeq lists its product as uncharacterized. The record is from RefSeq and is a predicted model, not a curated record. The transcript is spliced from 2 exons. Lineage: Eukaryota; Ciliophora; Oligohymenophorea; Peniculida; Parameciidae.